AUGAAUAAUCAAGCCGCCGCCGCCGCGCUGCUGCAGGAGUGCAAGCGAGCUCUGGAUGCUCUCCUGUCAGCACAGCCUGGCACGGCAGAAGAAGAUCAGCAACAAUACCAGCAAUGCCAAGCUUUGCUUCCUGAGGACUUGAGGACUCUUCUGGAGGAGGCAAAAGAAAUGAAGUGGCCCUUUGUGCCAGAGAAGUGGCAAUACAAACAAGACCUUGGCCCAGAAGACAAAACAAACCUGCAAGAUAUGAUCAGCGCGAGGCUCCCUGAUCUGCUGGUUUAUUUGAAAGCCUCCAUCAUGGUCAAGGACUGUGUAACGGCAACAGCUAUUGUGUUCCUGAUUGACCGCUUCCUGUAUUGGAUCGACGCCUCCAGAGAACUUCUCCAGAUCACCAAGGGUCUGCACAAGCUGCAGCCCAGCACACCCAUCAGCCCUCAGGUGCUCAUCCGCCAGGCUCGCCUCUCUGUCAACACAGGUAAACUUCUAAAAGCUGAAUAUAUCCUCAGCAGCCUAAUUAGUGACAAUGGAGCAACAGGUACCUGGCGAUAUGCCCAGGACAGCGACAGGAUCCUCGUUCAGUCAGUCUGCUUACAAAUCAGGGGACAGAUUCUGCAGAAGCUUGGGAUGUGGUAUGAGGCAGCAGAGUUGAUUUGGGCUUCGAUUGUGGGAUAUUUCAAGCUUCCUCAUCCAGAUAAAAAGGGAAUUGCUACUUCUUUGGGUAUUCUGGCAGACAUCUUUGCUUCCAUGAAUGAAAAGGAUUAUGUACGUUUUAAAACCAAUGCUGAGAUUGACCUGAGCCUUCUCCAAGAGUUCAGCCAUCGCUUACUGGCAGCUGCUGAGGCCUGCAAACUAGCAGCAGCCUACAGCCAGUACACCCCACUGUUUGUCCUCACAGCUGUGAACAUCCGUGGGGUGUGUUUGUUGUCCUACAGUCACUCCAAGGACUGUCCCCCAGAAAAGAGAAAGUUCUACUUGUCUGAAGCCAAAGAAUCCUUUGAGAUUGGCCUGCUCACCAAGAAUGAGAAGAGUCCCAUCACCAGCAAGCAGGAACUCCACAGUUUCAUUAAAGCUGCUUUCUGCCUCACAACCGUGCAUCGAUGGCUCCAUGGGGAGAGUGAGGAGCUCCGUGAGGUGAGUCAGCUAUGCAGAGAAGCCAUGGGAAAGCUGCAUUCCUACAGCACUUCAGUGACAGCAGAGGAAGAGAAAGGAGUUCUUGCCAAAGAGAUCAUGUCUUUGAUCACAUCUGUGAAGAAGAGCCUUCAAGUGGAAAGCUUCCCUAAUUCUGAUGCCAGGUCUUAUGUUCCAGAUAGUUAUAAAGACACAGUGGAAAAACCCAUCCUGCAAGAGGCAGCCAGCUUUGAGAAGAUCCUUGCCAUGCAUUCUCAGCAUCACCUGUCAGUAUGUGAAGUGUUUGAAAAGGCUUGCAGGAUUCAUAAAACCGUGCCAGGAGAGACCCAGGUGGGCAUUUGUAUCACAACCUUAAGAACAGAAACCAACAGCAUAGAUGCUGUGUAUACUACUGAAGAAACAGGGUACCAGAGGAAAGGGGCUGUGAAAACACUGAAGUCAUCCCCAGCAGGAAGUACCUCAGAGAGACUCAGUGGCCAGAGAAAUAAAUACAUUGGUCUUGAUGUGAUGGAAACUUCCUUUGAUGGAGAGAUUGAGCCAUUAGAAAUCGAAAUAAAUGAUGUAAACCCUGGUUUUAGCAGAUGGCAAAACAGGAGCCAAACCACAACUUCAGAGAGCUCUUGGUGCAAGCUGUCAAAAUCAAGUUAUUCUUCCAGCUGGGAGGAACUGAACUGUAACAGCAGGAAAGAGGCUCCUGGAGAUGGGCAGCAGCAGGAAAAGGGCUCAGUGGAGGAGCAAUGUUGCACAACAGAAUCUGCCUACUCAUGCUCAUUGGCUCCCCGAGCCCAGCAUCCUUCUCCUCGAGAGCCUUUAGGUAGCUGUUGGAAAUCUCCUCAGACUUCCUUAGAGAUAGAUACACCUCUGGUAGAGAAGACAUCUUGUUGUGGAGAAGAGCUGUGGGAAGAAAGACACAGUGGAAAGAGCUGUUUGGGAGAGAAAUCAGGGCAGGUGAACAACGUGGUUCCUUCCCCCUACACCCCUUAUUCUGUGCCUUCCAGGCCAGAGGACGAGAAGAAGGAGGAGAAGGCAAAGUUCUCCUCGGGCUGCAGGACCAAGGACAGCGGCAGGGAGGGUAGUGGCGGUGCCUUUGUGUGGGUCCUUCCAGAAGGAGGAACUGCAGACAGUACAGAGGAUACCCCGUCUGAGGCACAUCCCCCCACAAAUGGGGGUGCUUCUGUAGUAUCAACAGGCAUGGGGGAGAAAAUGGCCAGUGACUCCUCAGGGAGCGACUGGCUGAGGAAAUCUGACAUGGUGGGAAACAGAGCUCUCCAAGUGCCUGAAGUUGAUGCCCAAGCAGAAACAGUAGAUGACACUGAAUUUGAUUUUGUCAGUGUUGGAGACUUAGUUAACAAUCAUCCUACAGCAUCAGUUCCAAAGCAUCAAGCAACUCCCAGUGCACCAACAGCAUUGCCCUCAGGGGGAAAGAUAUCCCUAAUCAAGCACUUUGACUGUGCCACUACUGAAGAAGAUGAGGAAGAGCCUCAGGACAUACUGAGCAGCAAGAGGCAAUCCAGUUCAUCUCUGAGUUCGUGGUGCAAAUCAGCACAGAUGCCCAAGAGGUCUCCAGAAGGUUCAUUUCUGAACACCAGGGGAAGUGGUUUUGUCCUUGUGCCUGGGAGGACGAAGGAAGAAAUCCUUGACGCUCGAUUGCUGAGGGAUGAUGACUACGUGCAGCUUCUGGCAGGAGUAGAGCAUAAUUGGCUUGUCCAGAGACUGAUGCCUACUGGAAUUUUUAAGUCCAAACAGCUUCGGAAAGCAUACUCUGCUCUGCUUUUAAAAUACUCCAAGAAAUCAGGCCUCUGGACAGGCCAGGAAACAGCUGUAUUCAUUGGGGACUACCUGAACGUGGCAAAGGAAGGGAAACAGAGAAAUGCAUUUUGGAUACACUUCCUGCACCAGGAAGAAAGCCUAGGAAGGUAUGUUGGCAAAGAAUAUAAAGAGGAGAAAGAGCUUCUUCACCAUUUCAGUGAUGUGGAACGGCAAAUGACCGCCCAGUACUACGUGACAGAAUUCAAUAAGAGGCUAUAUGAGCAGAAGGUCCCUACCCAAAUCUUUUAUAUCCCAUCUGCUGUACUCCUGAUACUAGAAGACAGAACCAUUAAAGGAUGUGUGAGUGUGGAGCCCUACAUCCUCGGGGAGUUUGUGAAGCUGUCCAAUAACACAAAGGUGGUCAAGAAUGAGUAUAAAGCCACAGAGUAUGGCCUGGCCUAUGGCCAUUUCUCCUAUGAGUUCUCCAAUGGGACAGAUGUUGUUGUUGAUCUGCAAGGUUGGGUGACAGGUAACGGAAAAGGCCUCAUCUACCUCACAGACCCCCAGAUUCAUUCUCUGAACAGCAAAGAUAUUUCACAUUCCAACUUUGGGAAGAAAGGAAUUUAUUAUUUCUUUCAUAAUCAACAUGUGCAGUGCAAUGAAAUCUGUCACCGCCUCUCCUUAACAAGACCCUUCGUAGAGCUCACUCAAGACAGUCACACAAAGAAUGAGCCAUAAGCUGGGCACCCUUCACACCUUCAGGAGCACAUUUUCUUUGUGAGAGCAGAGCCACUGAGAUGAUUGAGUUGGGUCAGUCAUAACCUGCAGGAGUUUGGCAAGUUCUGGUCUUUGCAUUCAGGCUGGUAAUACCACAUUGCCAUCUUGUUUACUGUCUGAACCUCGUGUUGUUACAGCCAUCUGUAGGAAUUAACAGAAGAGCACAAGAAGAGUAGGAAACAAGCUUCCUAAAUUCAGUUAGAGAUGUACCACAAGGCUGUGUAAACUUCUGAUCCAGUCAGACCCAGGAAGGGCUGCCUGAAAGGCACCAUCUGUUCUUUGGAAAUGGAAUACGAAAGAGAGUGAGGCAGAAGCAGAGAGUUGGAUUUCAACCAUCUGUAACAUCUUCAGA
Messenger RNA from Indicator indicator, 4006 nucleotides. It is a transcript of the gene ALPK1, whose product is annotated as alpha kinase 1. NCBI's taxonomy places the organism in Eukaryota, Metazoa, Chordata, Aves, Piciformes, Indicatoridae. Gene Ontology annotation, biological process: protein phosphorylation. The record is from RefSeq and is a predicted model, not a curated record. The transcript has 13 exons. The coding region runs from base 1 to 3615 and encodes 1204 amino acids. Gene Ontology annotation, molecular function: ATP binding; protein serine/threonine kinase activity.